AUACAUGGUAUCCUUGCGCAAGUACCACUCGUGCGGAAUGGUGCACAGUGGGAUUGCCGAGCGUGGAUGAUCCAUGCACUUGCUGGACUACGAGCCAAGGGGAGCGAUUUCAGCACGAUACUGGAUAUCACGAAUGCAGUUCAGGCGGACAGUGAAUUAAAAGCGUUCGACGACAUAGCCAAGGAUUGCAGUUUUGAAGAGGCGACCUAG
This is a messenger RNA of Suillus subaureus, 210 nucleotides long. RefSeq lists its product as uncharacterized. The annotation marks the transcript as partial. The record is from RefSeq and is a predicted model, not a curated record. NCBI's taxonomy places the organism in Eukaryota, Fungi, Basidiomycota, Agaricomycetes, Boletales, Suillaceae. The transcript has a single exon.